Molecule: messenger RNA, 4232 nt
Organism: Nannospalax galili (Upper Galilee mountains blind mole rat)
Lineage: Eukaryota; Metazoa; Chordata; Mammalia; Rodentia; Spalacidae
Gene: Pitpnm1
Product: phosphatidylinositol transfer protein membrane associated 1
Exons: 24
Coding region: 255-3989 (1244 amino acids)
Biological process (GO): phospholipid transport
Cellular component (GO): cytoplasm
Molecular function (GO): phosphatidylcholine intramembrane carrier activity; phosphatidylinositol transfer activity; phosphatidylcholine binding
Source: RefSeq, a predicted model, not a curated record
GGGGCGGGGCGGCCGCAGUGACGCGACGGGGAGGGACCGUAGGGGCGCUGGCGGGCGGACGGGGGGAAAAGGUCGUGGCCAUGGGCCCGUGCUGCGCCUCCGGAGGUUCGGGCUCCAGCUGGGAUCCGAGGCCGGGGCUGGGGGCGCUCCGGGUUCCCACCUUGGGGCCGGCUGCACGGGCUGGGUGAGGGGCGCCCGCCCCAAGCUAGAGGCAGAGCGGAGGCCGCGCGCACGGCCAGCGGAGCGUCUUCAGGAUGCUCAUCAAGGAAUACCACAUCCUGCUGCCCAUGAGCCUGGACGAGUACCAGGUGGCCCAACUCUACAUGAUCCAGAAAAAGAGCCGGGAGGAGUCUAGUGGUGAGGGCAGCGGUGUGGAGAUCCUGGCCAACCGGCCCUACACAGACGGGCCUGGAGGCAGCGGGCAGUAUACGCACAAGGUGUACCACGUGGGCUCCCACAUCCCAGGCUGGUUCCGGGCACUGCUGCCCAAGGCUGCUCUGCAGGUAGAGGAGGAAUCUUGGAAUGCUUACCCUUACACCCGUACCCGGUACACCUGUCCCUUUGUGGAGAAAUUCUCCAUUGAGAUAGAGACCUAUUAUCUGCCUGAUGGGGGACAGCAGCCAAACGUCUUCAACCUUAGUGGGGCCGAGAGGAGGCAACGUAUCCUGGACACCAUUGAUAUUGUGCGGGAUGCAGUGGCCCCAGGAGAGUACAAAGUGGAGGAAGACCCCCGGCUGUACCACUCAGUCAAGACCGGCCGAGGGCCACUGGCUGAUGAUUGGGCCCGGACAGCAGCCCAGACAGGACCUCUCAUGUGUGCCUAUAAGCUGUGCAAGGUUGAGUUCCGCUACUGGGGUAUGCAAGCCAAGAUUGAGCAGUUCAUCCAUGAUGUCGGUCUACGCCGGGUGAUGCUUCGGGCACAUCGCCAGGCCUGGUGCUGGCAGGAUGAAUGGAUAGAGUUGAGCAUGGCCGACAUCCGGGCCUUGGAGGAAGAGACUGCUCGAAUGCUGGCCCAACGCAUGGCCAAGUGCAACACUGGCAGUGAGGGGCCUGAGGCCCAGACCCCUGGGAAACCCAGCACCGAGGCCAGGCCUGGGGUCAGCAAUGCCGGCACUCCCGAUGGACCUGAGGCCCCCCCAGGUCCCGAUGCCUCACCAGAUGCCAGCUUUGGAAAGCAGUGGUCCUCAUCCUCUCGUUCCUCCUACUCAUCCCAACAUGGAGGGGGAGUGUCUCCACAGAGCUUGUCCGAGUGGCGCAUGCAGAACAUCGCCCGAGACUCUGAGAACAGCUCUGAGGAGGAAUUCUUCGAUGCCCAUGAAGGCUUCUCGGACAGUGACGAGGUCUUCCCUAAGGAGAUGACCAAGUGGAACUCCAAUGACUUUAUCGAUGCUUUUGCCUCCCCAACUGAGGUGGAAGGGGUGCCAGAUCCUGCAAUCGAAGCUACCAAAGGCAUUGAAGAUGGGGCCAGAGUACCCAGGGACUCAGAGGGUCUGGAUGGAGCAGGGGAUCUAGGGGCUGAGGCAUGCUCUGUGCACGCCCUCUUCCUCAUCCUGCACAGUGGCAGCAUCCUGGACUCGGGCCCUGGAGACGCCAGCUCCAAGCAGGCUGAUGUGCAGACGUUGAGCACGGCCUUCGAGGCUGUUACCCGCAUCCACUUCCCUGAGGCCCUGGGCCACGUGGCACUGCGACUGGUGCCCUGCCCAUCCAUCUGUGCGGCUGCCUAUGCCCUUGUCUCCAACCUGAGCCCCUACAGCCAUGACGGUGAUAGCCUGUCCCGCUCCCAGGACCACAUCCCACUGGCUGCCCUGCCACUGCUGGCCACUUCAUCCUCCCGCUACCAGGGUGCUGUGGCCACUGUCAUCGCUCGCACCAACCAGGCCUACGCAGGCUUCCUGCGCUCAUCAGAGGGCACAGGUUUCUGUGGGCAGGUGGUGCUGAUUGGAGAUGGAGUUGGCGGCAUCCUGGGCUUUGAUGCGCUCUGCCACAGUGCCAGCGCAGGCACAGGGAGCCGGGGCAGCAGCCGCCGUGGGAGCAUGAACAAUGAACUGCUCUCUCCAGAGGUUGGUCCAGCCCGGGACCCACUGGCAGAUGGGGUAGAGGCACUAGGUCGGGCUAGCCCAGAACCCUCAGCCCUGCCAACUCAGCGCACCCCUGCUGACAUGGCCAGUCCUGAGCCUGAGGGCUCUCAGAACAGCCUGCAGGUAACCUCCACAGCCACCUCUUCUGGGGAGCCCCGGCGGGCAAGCACAGCCUCUUGCCCACUGGCUGCCAGUUCUGAGGCUCCUGAUGGUCCCACUAGUGCUGCUCGACUGGACUUCAAGGUUUCGGGGUUCUUCCUCUUCGGCUCCCCACUGGGCCUGGUGCUGGCUCUACGCAAAACUGUGAUGCCCGCCUUGGAGGUGGCCCAGAUGCGCCCAGCUUGCGAGCAGAUCUACAACCUCUUCCAUGCCGCUGACCCCUGUGCCUCCCGCCUGGAGCCCCUGCUGGCCCCCAAGUUCCAGGCCAUUGCUCCUCUGGCUGUACCUCGUUAUCAGAAGUUUCCCCUGGGAGAUGGCUCAUCACUGCUGCUGGCUGACACUUUGCAGACCCACUCCAGCCUCUUCUUGGAAGAGUUGGAGAUGAUGGUGCCCUCCACACCCACUUCGGCCAGCGGAGCCUUCUGGAAGGGCAAUGAAUUGGGCAGUGAACCAGCAGCCCAACCAUCAGCUCCCAGCACCACCAGUGAGGUGGUUAAGAUCCUGGAACGCUGGUGGGGAACCAAGCGGAUCGACUACUCGCUGUACUGCCCCGAGGCGCUCACCGCCUUUCCCACAGUCACGCUGCCCCACCUCUUCCACGCCAGCUACUGGGAGUCUGCUGAUGUUGUGGCCUUCAUUCUGCGGCAGGUAAUUGAGAAGGAGCAGCCACAGCUCACCGAAUGUGAGGAGCCGUCCAUCUACAGCCCUGCCUUCCCCAGGGAGAAGUGGCAGCGCAAGCGCACACAGGUCAAGAUCCGGAAUGUCACUUCCAACCAUCGGGCAAGCGACACGGUGGUGUGCGAGGGCCGACCCCAGGUGCUGAAUGGACGCUUCAUGUAUGGACCAUUGGAUGUGGUCACACUCACUGGAGAGAAGGUGGACAUCUACGUCAUGACACAACCUCUGUCAGGCAAGUGGAUACACUUUGGCACUGAGGUCACCAACAGCUCAGGCCGUCUCACCUUCCCAGUGCCCUCAGAGCGCAUGCUGGGCAUUGGUGUCUACCCGGUACGCAUGGUGGUCAGGGGUGACCACACCUACGCCGAGUGCUGUCUGACUGUGGUGGCCCGUGGCACAGAGGCCGUGGUCUUCAGCAUUGAUGGCUCUUUCACGGCCAGUGUCUCCAUCAUGGGCAGUGAUCCGAAGGUGCGAGCUGGCGCCGUGGACGUGGUCAGGCACUGGCAGGACUCAGGCUACCUGAUUGUGUAUGUAACCGGCCGGCCUGACAUGCAAAAACACCGUGUGGUGGCCUGGCUGUCACAGCACAACUUCCCCCAUGGCGUUGUCUCCUUUUGUGAUGGCCUCACCCAUGACCCACUGCGACAGAAAGCCAUGUUUCUGCAGAGCCUGGUGCAGGAGGUAGAACUGAACAUUGUAGCCGGAUAUGGGUCUCCCAAAGAUGUUGCUGUGUAUGCAGCACUGGGCUUGUCUCCAAACCAGACCUACAUUGUGGGCCGUGCUGUGCGAAAGCUGCAGGCACAGUGCCAGUUCCUAUCAGAUGGCUAUGUGGCUCACUUGGGCCAGCUGGAGGCUGGCCCCCACUCUCAUGCUCCCACGGGACCCCAAAGGGCUGCCCUGGCCAAGAGCAGCUACGCUGUGGCUGCCCCUGUGGACUUCCUCCGUAAGCAGAGCCAACUGCUUCGCUCCAGAGGCCCCAGCCAGGCUGACCGUGAAGGCCCAGGGACACCUCCCACUACCCUGGCACGGGGCAAGGCCCGAAGCAUCAGCCUCAAAUUAGAUAGUGAGGAGUGAGCCAGCCAUGGCUGGACCUGGGUUAUUUAUUGAUACUCAAGGGGCUCAGUGGCUGAGUGUGGAAGACUGGGGGCCUAGACCUUUGGCCCCAGCCCUGGCCCUAAGCCCUGUAUCUGUCAGCCCCUCAAUGUUACUUCUCUUUCAUGGGGGGACCCAGUCCUUGGGGGGAGGGAGGGGGGAGUGGGCUAGGACUCAGCAGCUUUUCCAGUGUGUAAACCAAUAAAAAUAAACAACUGCAUCCCA